AUGGGCAACCGUUUAGAACCGUCUAUUGAAGGUAAACUAUCCCCAGUUGAUGCUCAUCGUCUAUCUGUAGCGCACGAUAUUGAAUUAAAUCGUGUUCAUCGUAUGCACCAAGAAUUUCUUUUACACUCGGCGCCUGAUGGUGCAAUGGAUAAAUACGAAUUUCGGCAUUGUUACAAUCGUUAUUUUGUACCACAUCAUCAUUUAAAAGUCAUUCCACAUCAUCAGAAUCGGCAGGCUGAUCGAUGGUUCUCGAAUUUGGAUAAGGAUAAAACAGGUUGCAUUAGAUUUCAUCAAUUUUUAGUCGUUGCUGACAUAUUACAAAAAAAUUCUAUUACCAAAGACAAUCUGGAUAAAUUGAUUGAUUAUCUAAAUACUAGUGAAAACAAAAACGAAAUUACAUUUGCUGAUGGGACAUUAAUCUUAAACUUUUUAAAUGAUUUUUAUUGUGUAGAAGAAGAAUAUUCCACGGAAAAAUUAUGGAAUAAUGUGGAUCAACCAAUAACAAAAGGAAAACUUUUAAAUUUUAUCAUAAAACAUCCAAAUUACAGUAUACACAUUUGA
Molecule: messenger RNA, 561 nt
Organism: Didymodactylos carnosus
Lineage: Eukaryota; Metazoa; Rotifera; Eurotatoria; Philodinida; Philodinidae
Source: the annotation of a GenBank genome assembly